Molecule: messenger RNA, 2928 nt
Organism: Nicotiana attenuata
Lineage: Eukaryota; Viridiplantae; Streptophyta; Magnoliopsida; Solanales; Solanaceae
Product: nuclear pore complex protein NUP85
Exons: 19
Coding region: 177-2336 (719 amino acids)
Biological process (GO): positive regulation of DNA-templated transcription; mRNA export from nucleus; protein import into nucleus
Cellular component (GO): nuclear pore outer ring
Molecular function (GO): structural constituent of nuclear pore
Source: RefSeq, a predicted model, not a curated record
CAUUUUUUGGCUCAGUUUGAGAGAGUUUCAUUUGGUACUUAUAAAUCUGGAUUUAAAAAACAAUUAGGAACUCUCAUUCCCUCGCUUUGCCAUAAACCCCUUUCUAAAACCCUAGAUACGCAAGAAAAUAGCACUUGGUGAAACAUUCAUACUAGGGCGACAGACAAUCCGGCGAAAUGCCAGGUCUGACGUCAGAGUCCGACGACCUUGCAAUGGUCCCAGUCUCGUCGGAGCCGGAAAAUCACCCGGCGGUCAUCUAUCCUCUCCAUCACGGUCUCAAAUCCCCGAUUCAUCGACUCUCCAUUUCCUGGGCGCGUGGCAACACUCUCCAAGUCUCAGUUCUCGGGAAACCUCAGUUGGACACGGCGACAGACGUAGACGGCCGCGAGGGUGGCGGCGGUAGAGUGGUGGAGGUGAAGCUGAGUAACAGCGGAGAUGAGGAAGUUGAUGCCGCAAGAUGGAGGAGAAUAGCUUACGGUUCCGUCACUCCUUUCGCGCUUCUUCAGAGCCGCAAACAUUCUCUGUCUGCUAUGUCGUUGGAUAACCCUCCUUACAAGGCACAGUGGUGGGAGCAUGUCAUAGAGUACAGCAAAGAGAUAAAUUCUCUGCUCAGUGAUCGAAAAUCACCUCCUAGAUCAAUUAUUGAAGAUCCCAAGUCGGUAGUAAACGAAACUGCAGAGCCGAUGUGUUUGAAAGCCGCGUGGGAGCUUCUGGAGAUAUUUUAUGUAGACAAGCAAUCACAAUCCUGGAUUCCUGAACGUUUGCUAGAUUGGUUAGCUGACUACGAUCCUUUAUUCUCGGGAACUGUACCCACUAUUCAUUCAAAGCUUGUGGAUUUUCAGCAGGAACUUGCUGGCGUACAGGUUGUUGAAGAAGAUCCUAACUACUGGGAAGCAAUAGCAUCAGCAUUGUCAAUUGGCUGGCUGGGAACUGUGGCAAAAUUGCUGCGCUUGCAUGGCUCUUACCGUUUUGAUCAGUUAGCUAGUCGCGAGACAGAGAAUGGACUGGUUGAAGCAGUUGCUGUCCUUAUAUCCAAGAUGCCUAGAAUGCGUCCUAAUCUGAGAGAAGAAAAUUUAGGAGAGUGUUACAAAACCAAGCCUGAUUUCAUGAAGGCUUGGGAGAAGUGGAGGGCACAAAUGACUAAACUGGACUGCAGUUCGUACUGGCUUCAAUGUGAUCACCAGCAGACUAGAGAAGGGCUAAAAAAUUUGAUCCAGAUCAUGUUGGGAAAUCCUAGUGUUCUAUCAAAUGCAACUUUCAACUGGAUGGAGCUUUUUAUAUCCCAUUUCUUGUACGUUAGGCCAUUUACUGCGGGUCUAGAGAGCAUGUACAAUUUAGCUCAGAAGUGCAUGCAAUUAAAACCAAUUUCCAGCCCCCAUAAGCUGUUUGGUCUUGUACUUGGCAUUCUUGGAGAAAAUACUGAGGUUGUUCUAGCAGAGUGCUCAAGAUCAUUUGGCCCAUGGAUGAUGGCACAUGCUGUAGAGUUGUUGACAGCUGGGAGCACUCAUGCGGAAAUUCUUUUGCAUGAAGAGCGGUCCAAACUGGGGGGAAUCAGCAUAGAAGAGCUCCAUAAACUUGUAUAUGCACAAGUUCUGUCUUCUCAUGCGUUCACAUGGCAAAUUACUCCAAUAUACUUGACUUCAUGCAUAAAACAAGGGAUUGGAUUAUUGGAGAAUUUGCUUUACAAGCAGCCUGUACAGCAUAGUCAAAUUCUGUUAAAGAGUAUAGAGAUCUGCCGGCUGUAUGAACUUGACACCAUAAGUUCAAACAUAAUGAGGAUUGCUGGUAUGCAUCACUGGAAACAUGGGAGAAAAGGCUCUGGUGUCUUUUGGCUGCAGCAAGCUCGAGAUGAAUUUCGUUUAAACAGAAUUGCCAAACAGUUAUUUGAUUUCGUGGGGAAGUCAGUUUCUGAUGAAGGAUUCAAGCAAUGGGAAGGUCUCAUAGAGUUGCUGGGUUCUGAGCCUAGAACUGCUGGCGGUCUUGAGUUUCUGAACAAGUACAGGGAUUUUAGGAGAUCCCUGCUGCAGGUUCAUGGUGAUACACCCACUGAUGGUGCUCGUAAUGCAGCUGAAGCUCUCGUCUCUCUCAUGAAAAAUCCUUCCACGCCUCAACGCUUUUGGUUACCUCUUCUAUAUGAUUCAUUGAAAUUGUUAAACUGGCAGGAGCGACCUUUGCUUAAUGUCUCUCAAACUCAGCUUCUCUUGAAUAAACUGCAAGAGUUGUCCAUGGCAAGAUUGAGGCCAGACUUUGUUGAAGCUGACUUGCCAUCUGAUUCCUUGAGCUCUGUCAGACUGGCACUUGCCACUAACCUGGGUCGUGCAAUCCUUGAAGAGUGACUUUGUUGCCCCUGUUUCUUGCUUGAGAGUUAAUUUUCAAAAUGGUGCGGAACCUUGUGUCACUGCUUGCAGCAGAAAUCAUGAAACUGCAACUGUUCCAUUUUGUUAUCUGUUUUCUUUACUGGAAAUGCUGACUCGAAGAGCUACAUGUGUGCUGGCACUACAUUGUGAAUGGUACAGCCCGAUCUGAGCCACUUGUGUCACCUACAUGUUGCAGAGCUUAGUAGACAGCUAAUCAGUUGGUAUAGACAAGAAGCAUUUGGAUGUGGAGAGCUUCAGGCUAUGGGAGACUAACCGUGGCUUGACAAGAGUGAAGAUGACUGUAUUAGUAUAAGGUUUCUUGUUUUUCUGCUCCGCUGCUCCUACUUAGGGAUCCUUUUUUUUAAAUUUUGUUUUGGGAUGGGGAACAGGGGAGUGGGGUUAUCUAUGUAUAUGCCUUUGUAAACGACCACCAAAACCCCUGCCUGUUGCCUGGUUUAAAAUUGUUGAGAUUGAUUUAUUCCCUAUGAUAGAACUCUGAAUAUAAAAAUUAAUGUCAGUGUUCCUGGUUGGACUGGUGUUUAUAAGAUUGAAAAAACUGCUACAUGCUCAA